AGCACACCCGCGGAAUAUUGUUGUAUGGCCCCCCGGGACAGGGAAGACAGCCCUGGCCCGACAGAUCGCCGAAAUGCUGAACGCCCGUGCAGUGAAGGUCAUAAACGGACCAGAACUGUUGAGUAAAUACGUGGGGGAGAGUGAAUCAAAUAUGAGGAAGAUAUUCGCGGAGGCAGUGGCAGAACAGGACAAGUUGGGGGCGGAGAGUGCCCUGCAUGUGGUCAUCUUCGACGAAAUGGAUGCAAUAUGUAAAGAACGUGGGAGUGUGAGUGGGUCGGCCGGGGUGAUGGAUUCCCUGGUCAAUCAACUCCUCACAGUCCUCGACGGAGUCCAUCAACUCAACAACAUCCUCAUCGUGGGGAUGACUAAUCGAAAAGAUUUGAUUGACCCUGCUCUCCUCCGUCCAUCCCGUCUGGGUGUCCACAUCGAAAUUGGUCUGCCUGACGAGGAAGGAAGAAAAGAAAUAUUCGACAUUUAUUUGAAGGGAUUACGGGCCAAGUCCAAACUGUCCCCCGAUGUCCUCAUGGGCGAGCUGGUGGCCAAGUCCGAGAACUUUACGGGGGCAGAGAUCGAGGGGGUCGUGCAGAGUGCUAUCACUCAGGCCAUGUCGAGGAAUGUCCACCUCACCAAGACUGACAGUCGGGCUGCCCUCGACCAGUUGGUGGUGACCAUGGAUGACCUGCGGGGUGCCUUCCUCCACCUCCAACCCGCCUUUGGGUCGGCCGAGUCAUUAUGUUCUCGACUCAUUCAGCACUCCAUCAUUCACUGGAAUCCCCAAGUCGACGAGAUUAUUAAGAGUGGGGUGAUGGCUGCCAGUGCGUGUGUGGCACAGGAUACCCGAGGAUAUACUCAUUGGCUUAUUCUGGCUGGCAUUCCGGGGGCGGGGACAACAGCACUGGCAUCCCAAAUAGCACUUUCGGCGGGUUUUAAAUUCACGCGUGUAAUCACAUCGUCUCGAAUGGCUGGGAAUAGUGAGGGGUGGAAGUGCAAUUACAUAAACAAGACGUUCGAGGAUGCCCGUCGAUGUGCUCUCAGCUGCAUAAUCAUCGACCAAGUGGAGAGUAUCAUCGAAUACAUUUCCAAUGGUCUCCGCUUUUCCAACCCCAUUCUCCAAAUGAUCAUGUCCAAGGCCACCGAAAUCCCCGAGAAGGUGAGUGUGGUUGGGGAGUUGUAGAAUAACCGAUUACUCCUGUUGAUGACCACCAGCUGUAUUGAGGCACUUCACUCUCUCCAUUUCGCAAUCAAGGCCACCAAGGUCGAGACAGUCCCCCCCAUCGAGGAUGUCCACUCUCUUGUUGCCGUGGUCGGGACUCUGGGGGUGUUCACGGAAAACCAGUUGAGGGAGAUUGGGAGUAAUUUGGGCGGACAUUCGGUGUAUGUGGGGAUAAAGCAUGCAAUUGAGGUGGCACUGUACUGCAAGCAGGCCGAGGAAGGCGAGAUGGUGAGCAUGUACUGCCACGAUAUUCUCGCACGGUCGAGAGAAUUACGCUCAUAUCAGAGUUAUUGACAAUUAUUUAAUAUUUGUUUAAUGAUGAAA
Octopus sinensis (East Asian common octopus) is the source of this 1537-nucleotide messenger RNA. Its product is annotated as vesicle-fusing ATPase 1-like. The transcript has a single exon. Gene Ontology annotation, cellular component: Golgi stack. The record is from RefSeq and is a predicted model, not a curated record. Gene Ontology annotation, molecular function: ATP binding; ATP hydrolysis activity. NCBI's taxonomy places the organism in Eukaryota, Metazoa, Mollusca, Cephalopoda, Octopoda, Octopodidae. Gene Ontology annotation, biological process: intra-Golgi vesicle-mediated transport; SNARE complex disassembly; Golgi to plasma membrane protein transport. Bases 74 to 1174 code for a protein of 366 amino acids.